AUGGAUAAGAGCGGUCAAGAAGUAGGGCUGAGAGAGGAGGAGGAGAGUGGUCGAGCGAGCGAGAGACCGUUAUUAAAAGGGGGUGGAAAUUCUCAAUCGCUACCAGAGUUUAGAAGUCGGGAUGAUCUUGAGAAGUGUCGGAAGUCUGAGCUGGUAUCGACGGUGAUGAAGUACCAGAGGUACCUAUUCCCGGACAGGGUUGAAUCACCGGUUGUUUUGGAGCCGAAGGGUGAGCGAGGUUUUGACUGGGAGAAGUAUUCAGUGAGACACAUUGCAUUGCAUGUUGCGUAUUUGGGGUGGGAUUACGCCGGUCUCAGUUAUCAGAAGAACGUAGAGUUGACGAUAGAGAACGUGUUGGUGGAUGCGUGCAAGACAUUGAAGUUGAUUCAAGACAUUGAGUCGUCGAAUUGGCAGAGGGCAGGAAGAACGGACAAGGGUGUAUCUUCUGUGGGCCAGGUAAUAUCGGUUCAGGUCAGAAGUAGAUCUAGAUCCGGGAUUGGGGUAACUAGGGUGGGCGAAGGUAUAGGCGAGGGAGAGGAGGAGUUAGAUUAUGUGGCGAUGUUAAAUGGCGUGCUGCCGUCAGAGAUUCGUGUUUUGGGGUGGAAGCCGGUUCCUGAUACGUUUAGCGCACGUUUUUCCGCUAUCUAUCGGAUCUAUAAGUAUUACUUUGCCAGGGAGGAGAUGGACUUGGAGAAGAUGCGCGAGGGCGCGAAGUGGUUUUUAGGGGAGCACGACUUCCGGAAUUUCUGCAAGAUGGACGCGCAACGAGUGUCUAAUUACAAGAGGUACAUUAUUCAUAUUGACAUUGAGCCAGCGGAUGAUGGAAAUCCAGUACAACUUUAUCAGGUGGUGAUUCAGGGUUCCGCUUUUCUUUGGCAUCAGGUGAGAUGCAUGGUCCAAGUGUUGUUUAUGGUAGGAAAAGGUUUUGAAAGUCCGGAGGUGAUUAGAGAAAUGUUAGAUUUGGAGAAGUAUCCCAAGAAGCCCAUAUAUCCAUUGGCCAGCGAACGCGCCCUUGUCUUGGAGUCGGUUGGGUAUUUUCAACUUCAAUUUGAGGUUGGCAUACACGCACAGAGGAAGUUGAUUCAGCAUAUUCGGGGGCUAUGGACACAGAAGGCAAUUGAGUCCCAGAUAUCUCGACUGAUGUUCGAAAACAGUUUUUUUGCUCUUGUCAAUGUACAGCCUAGAAAAAAGAGACACGUAAACGAAGUCUUGCCUUGUCAGCACAGCUACUCGAAUUUGGAUCGGGCGGACUUCGCUCUCAUUCCGUGGGCAGAUGUCCAAAAAGACGAUACAAUCGAGUCUGAACGAAAGAAGUGGACGCCGAUGACCAAGAGACCUCGAGAAGAUUCCUAUGAAGAGAGAAUAGACAGGAUGGCAUGUCGCUUAAAAAAAGUGUUAUGAGUUAUACCGCGCAUUUCAUGCUGCCUUGACACAUUUGGUGUACGAAUGAAAAAUGGCAAAGUUGCUGUUGGUGGUCUCA
Schistocerca gregaria is the source of this 1480-nucleotide messenger RNA. RefSeq names its product tRNA pseudouridine(38/39) synthase-like. The record is from RefSeq and is a predicted model, not a curated record. Gene Ontology annotation, cellular component: nucleus; cytoplasm. Lineage: Eukaryota; Metazoa; Arthropoda; Insecta; Orthoptera; Acrididae. Gene Ontology annotation, molecular function: pseudouridine synthase activity; RNA binding. Gene Ontology annotation, biological process: mRNA pseudouridine synthesis; tRNA pseudouridine synthesis. The transcript is spliced from 2 exons. Bases 1 to 1401 code for a protein of 466 amino acids.